Penaeus vannamei (Pacific white shrimp) is the source of this 600-nucleotide messenger RNA. The record is from RefSeq and is a predicted model, not a curated record. NCBI's taxonomy places the organism in Eukaryota, Metazoa, Arthropoda, Malacostraca, Decapoda, Penaeidae.
AUGCUGCACCUCGAAGCGUCACAGGUCAUCCAAUUGACAGCAUUACACAUUUCCAGCCCUGACCGGUCGCGCUCACUGCAGCUUGCACGGUCAUCAAAACGGCAGAGCAGAGGCGAAGUGCUCAGCAGACGUAGUCCUCGGCAGACCAAGUCCCCGGCAGACCAAGUCCCCAGCAGACCAAGUUCCGCAGCAGACCAAAGUCCCACAGGCCCAAGUCCCCAGCAGACCAAGUCCCCAGCAGACCAAAGUCCAAAGUCCGGCAACCAGUCCACGGCACACCAAGUCCCCGGCACACCAAGUCCCCAGCAGAAACCCAAAGUCCCCAGCAGACCAAGUCCCCAGCAGACCAAGUCCCCAGCAGACCAAGUCCCCAGCAGACCAAGUCCCCAGCAGACCAAGUCCCCAGCAGACCAAGUCCCAGCCCCCCGCAGACCAAAGUCCCCGCGACCAAGUCCCCGGCAGACCAAGUCCCCAGCAGACCAAGUCCCCAGCAGACCAAGUCCCAGCAGACCAAGUCCAGGCAGCCAAGUCCCCCAGCAGACCAGCUCCCAAGUCCCCAGCAGACCAGUCCCCCAGCAGACCAAGUCCCCAGCAGACUGA